AUGCGGGGACUGCUGGGCAGCAGCUGGAGGAAGUUUGGCCACGCUGGCAGGGGGACACAUGAGUGGUUAACCAGCGAACCAAGCCUGCCUCUUCUGGAGACCCAGCUACAGGACACCCGGAGGCUAAGUUCCUCCCACGAGGACAUGGAGCCCUUCCUGUGCAUCCUCCUUCCCACCACCAUCCUGCUCUUCCUGGCCUUUCUGCUGCUCUUCCUGUACCGCCGCUGCAAGUCCCAACGGCCCGAGGGCCAGGUCUUCAGUGUGGACCUCCCUGAGCACCCACCUGCAGGAGAGGUGACGGACUUCCUGCCUGGCUUACCCUGGAGUGGAGAGCAGGCCUUCCCCUACUCCCCUCUGCCCCCCGAGGCAGCCCUCCUCUCUGUGUGUUCACCGCCUUCCUAUGAAGAGGCCACCAGGAAUCCUCUUGGGAAAGAGGCCCCAGAUACAGUCCUUCAGUAUGAGGGGGGCCAGCCUGGAUCAAAUGAGCAAGAAUAA
This is a messenger RNA of Nycticebus coucang (slow loris), 495 nucleotides long. RefSeq names its product small integral membrane protein 28 (gene SMIM28). The record is from RefSeq and is a predicted model, not a curated record. The coding region runs from base 1 to 495 and encodes 164 amino acids. NCBI's taxonomy places the organism in Eukaryota, Metazoa, Chordata, Mammalia, Primates, Lorisidae. The transcript is spliced from 2 exons.